AUGUACACUCCGAGAAGAAAAAGGGUGCUCGAGUAUUAUUAUUCACAAUUGCAUAAUGGAGCGCACAUCGGAACCGAAAAGAGUGGACCGCAAGAAGGCGUCAAACGACAACAAGAGCGACAACAACACGAUCAACAGCAAGAUCAAUGGAAAAUCAUAAUCGCAGAGCUGGAGGACGAAUUGAGGAAUGCGAAGAAACGCGGGGAAACUCUAAGCGAAGAGAAAUCGGACCAGGUUCGCAAAACCCAGAAUGAAUUAGAAGUAACAAAGAGGAAAUUAGAGGAUGAAGAGUUGGAGAGCAACAAGUUGAGGAGGAGACUGAUCGCAUCGCAGCAAGAACUCAACGACAACAAGCUUAAGAUAGAGAUGAUCCUCGAGAAGUACGAUAACGCGGCGAAGGAGAUUAAAUUCCUGAAGGAACAAGUCACGACGAAUAGCUUCUCGAGACCACGUAACGAAACACAGAAGGAAGUCAGAAUAAUAAAUGGAAAUGUACAGGAUGGGGCAAAUACCAGCACCGGAAGGACAUCCAUCGAACGGCUACCGACUUCAAGAACGCGUAAGUAUUUGGGCGAAAAGUGGGAAGAACCAAGAAAGGAAGAAGUCAGAAGAUAUCAUGAAGAGACGCAAGAAAUAGUCGAUAAUGAGUCAGUAAAAGAUCAGAGAGACUGAGAGAGAGGAGAUAGAAAAAGUCCGUCACGAAGCGCCAUGAUACCAAUCAGAGACACCUUCUUGAACCUCUUUUUGGCAUUUCCAUUAUCGUGCUGGCGAUGACGCCCAUUCAUUUUCUGUUGGCCGUCUACCUCAUGCUAUUUUCUUUCGUUAAUCCUACAGACGGAGGAACAUCUCUCUUCGGAACAGACGUAAGUUUAUGAGAUGAUAGUGAACUUGUUGAAAAAUAUGGAACAUUUCAGACAUAGUGACAUGGCAGUGA
Molecule: messenger RNA, 934 nt
Organism: Caenorhabditis sp. 36 PRJEB53466
Lineage: Eukaryota; Metazoa; Nematoda; Chromadorea; Rhabditida; Rhabditidae
Source: the annotation of a GenBank genome assembly